Messenger RNA from Salvelinus fontinalis (brook trout), 8202 nucleotides. RefSeq names its product platelet-activating factor receptor-like. Gene Ontology annotation, molecular function: platelet activating factor receptor activity; G protein-coupled purinergic nucleotide receptor activity. The coding region runs from base 6026 to 7144 and encodes 372 amino acids. NCBI's taxonomy places the organism in Eukaryota, Metazoa, Chordata, Actinopteri, Salmoniformes, Salmonidae. Gene Ontology annotation, biological process: G protein-coupled receptor signaling pathway; chemotaxis. Gene Ontology annotation, cellular component: membrane. The record is from RefSeq and is a predicted model, not a curated record. The transcript has 3 exons.
GGGGGGGUAGCCAUUUGCAAAUAGUCUGGGUAGCCAUUUGAUUAGCUGUUAAAUUUCACCACCUCUCUUUCUUCCUGUUCUUUUUCUCUUUGAGUGUAAACAGAGUAUAAAAGCAGAAGUUUCAUAGGGAACUGGAGCUUCUAUAAAUGAUAGAUUCACCCCUUAUACAAUUCCCUCUGGAAGGAGAUUAAAAGGCUCUAUUCAGAAAUCCUCAUUAUUCCGUUGAAUGAUUUAAAAUUUGAGCGUCAUUAUUUCUAUAUAGCCUAUACUUUCUCGUUCUGAACUUCUAACCUGAGUAGGACGGGUCUGGCUUUGCGACAAUGAUCAAGAGCAGCUGCUCACCGAUAUGACAGCCCCAAUGCAGUUACACCUCCGACAGCGCCAAAACAUCAGCUAUGCGGGUGUCGGCUAUUGCCGGUUAAUGCUGAUCUGAUUGAAUCUAGGCCUAAGGGUCCCACUGUUCAGCAAGAGUAGGAGCAGGGCAAGUUUCAUUCAGCCAUCAGGCUGCUGAACAGUGGGACAUAGGACAGAUAUAGAUGGACAGUAGGCCCCAGAGACUUUGAAUAUGAGAAAAUGUAAAUGUGUGACUUGUGUACUAGCUUUCCAGUUUUCCGUACUGCAUGUAAUAUAUUGUGUUGUGUAUUUGUAUGCUGACACCAGAAAAUGAAUUUACAUGUAAAUGGACAAAGUGUAUCGUAUCAUAUCGUAUUUGUUUUGCAAUUUGUACGAUUGCAAAACAAAUACUGGGAGCCAAGAAGUACUUUUUAAAAUGUGAUGAAUUGCUAUUAUUGUUAUUGCUAUUAUUAUUGUAAAGAAUGGUGGAGUAACAAGCUUUUAAGGUCAUUUUAUGAGGCUGGUAACCAUCCUACUGGGCACAGAUGUCAAUUCAACAUCUAUUCCAUGUUGGGUCAGCGUAAUUUCAAUGAAAUGAUGUGGAAACCAUGUUGAUUCAACCAGUAUAUGCCCAGUGGGAUGUGAUGAACGUGAUGACUUCUCAGCUGUUAGCUGCUGAAGUAUAAACAGAGACGGUUUAUGAAGGAAGUUGACCACUGAUAUAAAUGUUGCACUCUUUGUAUGUGAUGCAAUUGAUGCAUACUACCUCAACAAACCGGUUCCCCCGCACAUUGACUCUGUACUGGCACCCCCUGUAUAUAUAUCUUUUUUUACUGUUCCUCUUUAUUUGCUUGUCACUUUUUGUCUUAUUCUUAACCAUAUUUUUGGAAACUGCACUGUCGGUUAGGGGCUCGCAAGUAAGCAUUUCACUGUAAGGUGAGGUUGUAUUUGGCGUAUGUGACUAAUAAAAUUUGAUUUGAUUUGAGAUCCUGAGGCCCAUUGUCAUGCUUUAUCUGCCACCAUCACCUCAUGUUUCAGCAUGAUAAUGCACGGCCCCAUGUCACAAGGAUCUGUACAUAAUUCCUGGAAGCUGAAAAUGUUCUCAGUUCUUCCAUGGCCUGCACACUCAGCAGACUCACCAGCCGAGCAAUCAGCCUGUCACCAACCCUUUGGAAACAUUUAGAAAAAAUUGUGUUUGUCCAGAUACAAUGCUAUUUUACAGUAAACAAAUUGGCAACAGACUUUCAGCACGCUCAUGGGGAAGGACAUUCAACAACCACAUCACUUACACAAAUGACUGAUGAUUGGCUGAGAUAAAUUGAUGAUAAAUAGAUUGUGGCGGCUGUUUUGUUAGACUUCAGUGUGGCUUUUGACAUUACUUGUAUCUGUACAGGGUGGACUCUGAAUUACUCUAUGCAAAGUUGUAUUGUCUUCUUGUCACGCCCUGACCUUAGUUAUCUAUGUUUUCUUUAUUAUUUUGGUUAGGUCAGGGUGUGACGAGGGUGGGUAUGCUUGUUUUGUAUUAUCUAGGGUUUUUGUAUGUCUAGGGGUGUUUGUAAGUCUAGGCAUAUGUAGGUCUAUGGUGGCCUGAAUUGGUUCCCAAUCAGAGGCAGCUGUUUAUCGUUGUCUCUGAUUGGGGAUCAUAUUUAGGUUGCCAUUUUCCCUUGGGUAUUUGUGGGUUCUUGUCUAUGUGUAGUUGCCUGUUCAGCACUCAUUUGUAUAGCUUCACGGUUCGUUUUUGUUAUUUUGUUCAGUGUUUCUGCUUAUUAAAGAAGAAUGUACGCAUAUCACGCUACGCCUUGGUCUCCUCCUUUUGACAGCCGUGACACUUCUCAGGAAUUGUGUCUUAUUACUUUGGUCUCAUCCCUCACACAAUCCUUUAAAUGCUGUUACACCAUGUGGCGAUUGGGCCUGGUAAUGUUUAGGUUACUGUAAGCUUGGUAUUGUUAGAUUGGUCAAUGGUGGUUGGUUUUGGGUUGAAAGGUUACACCUUCAGAUGUUGUAAAUUGAAUUAAAUGUUGUUCUCUCUCUUGUAUCCUGUAUCUAAGUUGUAGGUUGUAUUAUCAAUUCUCAUUUCCUUCUGGCCUAAUAAGCAUCUCUUAUGUUCAUGCUUUGUCUUCUAAUUCUUUGGAACUUAAGCUUUAUGCCUUGUAUGUGAGUCCAUUCAAUGUUACUUAAAAUAUCUGCCUUUGAUAUAGAGACUUCUCAGACCAAUUCUUGCUAGUCAACGUCAACUCAUUGCAUCAUGCUUGCUUGUAUAUUUUAAUUCGCUUUAUGAAGUCAGAUAAACAUUAUAAUAGGCUAAUUGCUUAGUCCAAUUAAUAAGUCGCUGUCACGACUUCCGCCGAAGUCUCUCCUUGUUCGGGUGGUGGUCGACGUCACCGGCUUUCUAGUCACCACCGAUCCAUGUUUUGUUUUGUCUGUAUUACACACACCUUGUUUCAAUUCCCAUAUCAUGUUCCUUAUUUAACCCUCUGGCAUACCUUUCUGUUCUGUCCGUGAUUGUUGGUGUCUUAGUGGUUCGUGUAGGUGUUAUUCUGUCUGUAUUUUCCUUAUUGGAAUAUUGCUUGCCUUUUUUGUGAGUAAACUCAGUUGUUUUGCUCAAACCUGUGUCCUGCGCCUGACUCCUCUACAUCUCUGCACCCAAUCGUUGACAGUCGCAUGUGAUGUAUAUACUCGACUGACGGAAAGCAUAGCUACUAUUAAAAUACAUUUUUAUCUGACUGGAAGUGUACAGACUGAAGUGGCAGCAAGUCUUAAACCUGAAAUGGUUGAACAUUUUGUCAUGUCUUUUUGGUCUGUUUUCCUCUGUAGUCACUGCUAGUUUUGAAGCCUUUGUUAAGGCCUCUAGAAGUGCAAGUAAUUUAAAACACCAAAUAUCCCGAGUGGACAGCCAUACACUCUGCCAAAGACGAUAUCUGGGAGCAGCGACGGACGAACAUCUGGGCCGAUGCUAUGCUGACCUCUUGUUCAGGGAAGAGCGGGGGCUGAUAUCGCAUGGAACACUCGAAAGUCGAGAGACUAGUGGCCAAGCAGAGAAGGGUGUUGCGGGCGUAUUCCACCCACGUGUUGUUGGCUCCAGGUGGUGGGGUUGGUCGAGACGAGGCACCUAAGCAUAUUCUCCAGGUCUUGAUUGGCACGCUCUGACUAGCCGUUGGACCGGGUAUGAAACCCGGAGGACAAGCUGGCUCGAUGACCCAAUAAGGGUGCAGAACUCUUUCCAGAAUCGGGACGAGAAUUGACGACCACAAUCAGAGACAAUGUCGGCAGGGAGUUCAUGGAUUUGGAAGACGUGCUGCACCAUGAGCUGAGUCGUCUUCUGAAGGUAACUUGGGGAGAGGGAUGAAAUGGGCAGCUUUAGAGAACCUUUCCACUACUGUCAGGAUAGUGGUGUUGCCAUCAGACGGAGGAAGCCCAGUGACAAAAUCCAGGGAUAUAUGAGACCAGGAGCGAUGAGGAACAGGGAGUGGCUGAAGGAGGCCUGCCGCAGAGUCUUAUUCUGAGCACAAACCGUGCAUGUGGCGACGAAGACUGAGACAUCAGGAACCAUAGUGGGCCACCAGAAGCGUUGUCGAAGGAAGGCCAGGGUUCAACGGGAGCUAGGAUGGCAGGUGAGCUUGGAGGAAUGAGCACAUUCCAGGACCUGAGAUAGGGCUGAAUCAGGGACAAACAUCUGGUAAUCUUGACAAUUAAAAAAUCAUUAAAGUAGUUGGCAAUAUCAGUGGGUUUAAUGAGCCAUCUGAUUCAAUGAAUGAUGAAGCUGAGUUUGCCUUUUUGCCCAACAGUUCUUUUAAGGUGCUCCAAAGCUUUUCACUGUCAUUCUUUAUAUAAUUUAUCUUAGUUUUAUAGUAUAGUUUCAACACUUCCACCACUGGCAUUUCUGUCUUUUCUGUAAAUGUUAUAACCUUGUAUUGCUACCACUGUAUCAUCAAAGGUAUUAUCUAAGUGAGUUUCAGAGAUAGUCAAAAUAUGAAUGUCAUCUGUUACUAGCAAGUUAUUUACUUCAUUAACCUUGUUUCUUAGGCUACAUAUGUUAACGUGGGCUAUUUUUGAACACUUUUCUGGGAUGCUUGAUUGUUUUCAUUGUUUUACUGGGUAGCUUAGCAGAAUUAGACAUGCUCAUGCUGUUUAUGUUAGUGCAGGGUGAGCUGCACACAUGGGACUUCCUACUACGGCACACCGCCUCAGUGCUAACACUAUAACUCUGGUUCAUAGGCACAUGAUUACUGCAUACAAUAGCUGUGGGAUCAGCAGAGGCAUUCAGCGCAGUUAGAGGGGCAUAAAUUAGGUUACUUACAUUGCAUCUUCCAACGCCCCUGGGAUAAUGUACAUUUGCUGAAACAUUAUGACAACUCAGUGACACAAUGGUAGGAAUUUACUGAGCUGGGCUUGGGUCAUUGAUAAGUAAUUGUCUCAAUGCAGCCUUAUAAUGCUGUGAAAGGAUCCAGGAACCCAGAUGAUUUGGAUGGAUCCCAUCCUCCUUAUCAAACGAGCUUUGUUUCCAGAAGGUAUCAAAAUUGUCAAUAAAUGGGCCUCCCGGGUGGCGCAGUGGUCUAGGGCACUGCAUCGCAGUGCUAACUGCGCCACCAGAGUCUCUGGGUUCGCCCCCAGGCUCUGUCGCAGCCGGCCGCGACCGGGAGGUCCGUGGGGCGACGCACAAUUGGGCUAGCGUCGUCCGGGUUAGGGAGGGUUUGGCCGGUAGGGAUUUCCUUGUCUCAUCGCGCUCCAGCGACUCCUGUGGCGGGCUGGGCGCAGUGCGCGCUAACCAAGGGGGCCAGGUGCACACAUUGGUGCGGCUGGCUUCCGGGUUGGAGGCGCGCUGUGUUAAAGAAGCAGGUUGGGUUGUGCCUCGGAGGACGCAUGGCUUUCGACCUUCGUCUCUCCCGAGCCCGUACGGGAGUUGUAGCGAUGAGACAAGAUAGUAAUUACUAGCGAUUGGAUACCACGAACUGGGGAUAAAAAAUAAUAAUAAUAAAAUAAAGAAAAUUGUCAAUAAAUGUUACACCCACAGAGCUGAAAUAGUCUCGUAGCCAGUUAUGGGGGGCUAAAAGUCUGCUGAAACGUUCAAUGCCACACUCAACCCCAUCAGUUCUUUAAAAUCCAUCGUCAGCUGUUCUGAGCUGCCCUUCAUAAUGUCAUUGAAUCCCACAUUAACUAUGAUAGACUCAAUUUCCUGAUGCUGAUUUAAAAUGUUUGGUAGCAGCUUAUUGAUAUCCUGUACUCGUGCUCCUGGAUAGCACAAAGGUUUUGCCCAACGGACUGAGACAUUACUCACCAAUACAAUGGCCGGAGAAGGGAAUGGAGAAAUCUGACCAUUCCUACCCCUCACACAAUUCUUUGAACCUUUCACAGAUCCACGAGAAGCAGGAUAGCGUAUGCCCGCUGCUUCCCCCGAUAGGUCCAGACCUCCCACAGAAGGUCGUGCCCGUCAGAUCCAGAGAGAGGGAAAGGAGCCGAACUCGACAACGAAGCCACUGCUGGAGUCAGCGUAUUUGGAGUCAGCACCGCCAGCGCAGACACAGGCAAUCCCAGCGAUGAAGGCGCAGGUAGAUCAGGGUUUGGGAUUUACUGGAACCAGGACAUAUCCAUCCUUAAGGAUUUUUGUGACGUACUUCCUCCGGAUUGUGGGAAUCUCAUUGAACUGACCAGGAGGGAGUUGCUUUCUUUAGCAAAACCAAUAGUGGAGUCGACCAUGGGGAUAAAAGAGGACUUAGUAGUGACCACGGAUGUGAACUUUGUCGGGAACGGAAACUUUCUGGACUCGGCGUUCCGCUACACCCUCUUCCCAGUGUUCUACGGUGUUGUGUUCAUCCUUGGGCUGAUAGCCAAUAGUUACGUGCUGUUCGUGCUGUGGCGCCUGCGCAAUGCCAAGGCCUUGAACGAGAUCUGCAUCUACAUGGCCAACCUGACUGUGGCCGACCUCCUCUUCGUGUGCGCCCUCCCCGUCUGGAUUAGCUACUACCAUCACGGUGGCGUCUGGCUCUACGGCGAAUUCCUGUGCCGUGUCACCGGCGUGUUCUUCUUCAUCAACACCUACUGCUCCAUUCUCUUCCUCACUGCCAUCAGUAUCAACCGCUACAGGGCCAUCACGCGCCCGCUGAACGCCGCCUCGUCCGACCAUUGGUGCCGUGGGGUGGUCGUCACAGCGGUCAUCUGGGUGGUCACUCUGUCCAUGUCUGUGCCAUACCUCUUGAAGACGGGCAUCCAGAAGGACGAGAGAAACGUGUCGCGAUGCUUCGAGGGCUACCACCAUGAGACAGAUGGCGAGAAGCGGCUGGUGGCCGCAACCCACCUUAUCAUUGUGGGGUGCUUCGUCUUGGUCUUCUUCCUCGUCGUAGUGUGUAAUCUGCUAAUCGCCCGGGCGUUACUAGCCCAGUCCCUUACCCAGGCUCGGGGCUCCAGUUCCUCCAAACCCCGGGGGGUGAAGGGCCGGGCCCUGCAGAUGCUGUGCGCUGUGGUGGGGGUGUUCGUGGUGUGCUUCCUCCCCCACCACAUGGUCCAGGGCCCCUGGACCCUGGCUGUGCUGGAGAUCAAGGAGGGCUGGGGCAGCGCGGAAUGGAACCAGAAGACCAGGCAGUGGUUGAACGACGCCCACCAGGUCACCCUGAUGCUGAUGGGGCUCAACUGCCUCUUAGAUCCCGUGGUGUACUGCUUCGCCACCAGGAGGUUCCACAUGUAUAUCAAGGACCAUCUGAAAAAGGUGGGGAUGGGCAGAGGCUGCUCGGAAACAGCCAUCACACACAUCUCUAUAGUGGAAUGCAAGAAUGUGAGCCAGCGGCUCCAUCGUGAACAGCAGCAGCUCAAUAAUUAAAGUCCUUCACUGUAACGGAAAACUGUAAUUUAUAUGGUAAAUUUGGGUAUUAUCAACAGUAAAAUACUCCAAAUGUUUUACUGCAGCAUAGUGUAAAUUGUUGUGGGCGGGGAAACAAGUGCUUUAUUUUGAAUGGUACUGUAAUUCCACCCCACAGAAUACAGUACUGUAUCAUGUCAAAAACCUUUUGACCACUUGUGGGUGAAUGUUAUUGUUGUUUCUGGCUUAUGAACAUAUUUGAGCUGUGCCUUGUAAGAGGCUAUAUUUGUUGCACCCAUGAGUGAACCAAUUUAACUCUUAUGUUAUAGGAGACAGAUUGUACAGGGGACAGAUUUUAGUGGCAGCGAGUCUUAAACCUUAAAUGGUUGACCAAUUUUACCAUGACCUUUUGGUCUGUACCCCUGUAGUCGCUGCCAGUUUGGAAAAUUUUGUUAAGGCCUUUUUUGUUAAGGUGCAAGUAAUAUUAAACACAAAUUAUGCUGUGGGAUGUUUACAACCAGAUUCAUCUGGUUUUCAAGGGAAAAGGAAAGAGAGCCUGUGACGCCUACACGACUUACGCUUUUGGACGUUAACAAGGCGACACUCCAUCUUAACUCCUCCUCCACAUUUAUUGGAUUGGUUGAACAGUGCAGAAGAGAACCUCCCCCAACAGUUUUUUUCUUCUCGUCAGCUACGUUAGGUUACCUAGCAGCCAACCUGCUUGCACCAAUCCCUUGUAAUUACAGUAAAAUACUAUGAAUUACAUACCCGUCCCCUCAAUGAAUUUCAUUCAUCCAUGUGCCGACCUUACAGUGAAAUGCUUACUUACAAGCCCUUAACCAACAACGCAGUUAAGAAAAAUAAGUGUUUAGAUAGUAUUUACUAAAAUUAACUGAAGUAAAAAAUAAAAAGAAGAAAAUAGAAAAAUAUUUAAAGAGCAACAAUAAAAUAACAGUAGUGAGGCUAUAUACAGGGGGUACCGGUACAGAAUCGAUGUGCGGGGGCACCGGUUAGUUGAGGUAAUAUGUACAUGAAAAUAGAGGUAAAGUGACUAUGCAUCAAUAAUAAACAGAGUAGCA